CCCAGUGAAAGGCGAGAGUGGAUAUAGGUUUGCAAGCAAGCACUCCCAUCCCACUAAUUCAAAGGAUUGUAGCUAACAAGCUAGCUACGCAACGCAGGUAGGAGUGGCUGGCGCAAUCUUUACACUAACUAUGGAGCCCUCCGAGCAGCAGCAGCAGACGGGCCCAGGCUCUGGCUCUCAGGAGGUCAACCCUGUGUACCUGCAGCAGCUGCGAGAGCUGGACAUCCCUGAGGAGGCUGCCAAGCAAGCACUCUUGCACACCCGAAACGUGUCUGCUGAGGAGGCUGCCAUGUACUACUUUAACAAGCUGGAGAAUGAGGAGGAAGGAGACGACGACCUCAUGUUCAAGAUGGUGUUUGUGGUGAAUAUGGACCUGGCCAUGGGUGUGGGAAAGCUGGCUGCGCAGGUGGGCCACGCAGCCGUGGGGCUCUACCAGGCCCUGCAGGAGAAGAACAGCUGGAGGGAGAUGGCCUGGAAGUGGGACCAUGGCGGGGCGAAGAAGGUGGUGGUACAGGGGACCAACAUGGCCCACCUUUUGGAGCUGCAGGCCCUGGCCAUGAGCCUUAGCCUGCCCACAUACCUGGUCCAGGAUGCCGGACGCACCCAGGUGGAAGCCGGCUCACGCACUGUCCUGGCCAUUGUUGGAGAGGAGGAGAUGGUGAACAAUGUCACUGGAAGUCUGAAGCUGCUCUGAGGGACUAAACCAGCUGUGGAGGUGCAGGGCUGUGCAAUGCCACAGAGGCAACCAGCAGAGGGCAGCAUCCCCCUAAAAGCAGAAGGGUCUCAGCAUGCAAGCGCAACAAUGUAACGAAAAAAAAGAAAAAAAAGA
This is a messenger RNA of Salvelinus fontinalis (brook trout), 829 nucleotides long. Its product is annotated as probable peptidyl-tRNA hydrolase 2. The record is from RefSeq and is a predicted model, not a curated record. NCBI's taxonomy places the organism in Eukaryota, Metazoa, Chordata, Actinopteri, Salmoniformes, Salmonidae. The transcript is spliced from 7 exons. Gene Ontology annotation, cellular component: mitochondrion; cytosol. Gene Ontology annotation, molecular function: protein binding; peptidyl-tRNA hydrolase activity. The coding region runs from base 131 to 694 and encodes 187 amino acids.